Messenger RNA from Tupaia belangeri chinensis (Chinese tree shrew), 1732 nucleotides. RefSeq names its product carbonic anhydrase 9 (gene CA9). Bases 267 to 1631 code for a protein of 454 amino acids. NCBI's taxonomy places the organism in Eukaryota, Metazoa, Chordata, Mammalia, Scandentia, Tupaiidae. Gene Ontology annotation, molecular function: zinc ion binding; carbonate dehydratase activity. Gene Ontology annotation, cellular component: plasma membrane. The transcript has 11 exons. The record is from RefSeq and is a predicted model, not a curated record.
UCUAAGCUGAGCCCCUGACCUCGAUAACCUUCUGCCUGCGAACACACCUGCCCCUUACUCCACCCCCAUCCAGAUCCAGGCUUUGGUAUCGGGGAGGGGGCAUAGGGCCAUACAGACCCACGGGACUUUGGCUCCAUCUCUACAAAAGGGCACUCUGUGAGUCAGCCUGCUCCCCUCCAGGCUUGCUCCUCCCCCACCCGGCUCCUGUUUCCGAUACACGUACAGCCCGUACACACCGUGUCCUGGGACACCCCACAGUCAGCCACAUGGCUCCCCUGUGCCCCAGCGCCUGGCUCCCUCUGCUGAUUCCCGACCCUGCCGGGGGCCCCACAGUGCAACUCCUGCUGCUGCUGCUGCUCCUGGUGCCUGCCCAUCCCCAGAGCCUGUCCGGGAUGCAGGCAGAUGCCCCCACAGAAGACUUAUCUGGGGAAGAUGAUCCCCUGGGUAAAAAGGAUCUGUCCAGUGAAGACAAUUCACCUGGAGAAGAGGAUCCACCUGGAGAAGAGGAUCCACUUGGAGAAGAGGAUCUACCUGAAGAUAAGACUGAUCCAGAAGAAGAGGACUCACUGAAGCCAGAGGACCUACCUACUGUUGAGGCUCCCCGGGAAACUCAGGGCCCCCAGAACAAUGCCCACAGGGACAAAAAAGGGGAUGACCACAGUCAUUGGCGCUAUGGAGGCGACCUGCCCUGGCCUCAGGUGUUCCCAGCCUGCGCUGGCCGCUUUCAGUCCCCGGUAGAUAUCCGUCCCAAGCUCGCUACAUUCUGCCCCGCCCUGCAACCCCUGGAACUCCUGGGCUUUCAGCUCCCGCCACUCCCAGAACUGCGCCUGCGCAACAAUGGCCACACCGUGGAGCUCACUCUGCCUCCCGGACUAGAGAUGGCUCUGGGGCCCGGACGGGAGUACCGGGCCCUGCAGCUGCAUCUGCACUGGGGAACUGCGGGUCGCCCAGGCUCGGAGCACACUAUUGACGGCCACCGUUUCCCUGCGGAGAUCCAUGUGGUUCACCUCAGCACUGCAUUUGCCAACAUUAGCGAGUCCUUGGGGCGCCCAGGAGGCCUGGCUGUACUGGCUGCCUUUUUGCAGGAGGGCCCAGAAGAUAACAGCGCCUAUGAGCAAUUGCUAUCACAUCUGGAAAAAAUCACUGAGAAAGGCUCACAGACUUGGGUCCCUGGAUUAGAUGUAUCUGCUUUGCUGCCCUCUGACCUCAGCCACUACUUCCGCUAUGAGGGGUCUCUGACCACACCCCCCUGUGCCCAAGGGGUCAUCUGGACUGUGUUCAACCAGACAGUGAGGCUGAGUGCCAAGCAGCUCCACACCCUCUCUGACUCCCUAUGGGGACCUGGGAAUUCUCGGCUACAGUUGAACUUCCGAGCAACACAGCCUUUGAAUGGACGAAUAAUCGAGGCCUCCUUCCCUGUGCAAACGGAGAACAAACUUAGGACCACUGAGCCAGUCCACCUGACUUCCUGCCUUGCCGCUGGUGACAUCUUGGCCCUGGUUUUUGGCCUUCUCUUUGCCAUCACCAGCAUUGCAUUCCUUGUGCAGAUGAGAAGGCAGCACAGACACAGAUGUGGGACCAAAGGUGGUGGUAGCUACCGCCCAGCAGAGGUCGUGGAGACUGGCGCCUAGAGACCUGGAACUUGGACAGUGUGCAAAUGGGAGCCAGCUAGAGGAAUCUACGGGGUGCUGGAAACUGUCCUGCUCUUUACACCACUUCUGUUUUAAACUCC